Messenger RNA from Mercurialis annua (annual mercury), 3213 nucleotides. RefSeq names its product MDIS1-interacting receptor like kinase 2-like. Gene Ontology annotation, biological process: hormone-mediated signaling pathway. Gene Ontology annotation, molecular function: protein binding. The coding region runs from base 169 to 1680 and encodes 503 amino acids. NCBI's taxonomy places the organism in Eukaryota, Viridiplantae, Streptophyta, Magnoliopsida, Malpighiales, Euphorbiaceae. Gene Ontology annotation, cellular component: plasma membrane. The transcript has 2 exons. The record is from RefSeq and is a predicted model, not a curated record.
AAACCCUAUAAUUCAUUUCAGAAAAUAAAGAAGAUCAUUUUUCUUAACUUUGUAUAAGCAUAUUCAUUCAAUCUAAUUCAUCAAAAAAAAAAAAAUCAAUCUAAGGCCAUGUUUGGUCAAUAAUAAUAAAACUCCAUCAAUUUCUCUUCACAAACCAAAUCACUCUCCAUGUUUUCCUUUCUCUUCUUCCGUCUUUCCAUUACUUUCCUUCUGCUUUCUCUUCUUCAUGUUCUUGCUUCUGCAAAUAAUACUACACAAGCAAUUUCUCUUCUAAAAUGGAAAAAUACGCUCGAUUCUUCAACCCGAUCCGCCUUGUCUUCUUGGGUUGGUGACAGCCCCUGUAAUUCUUCUUGGACUGGUAUUUCUUGCGACGACUCUGGAUCCGUCGCUAAUAUAACUCUGCCAAGUUAUGGUCUGAAAGGUACUCUUCAGAAUCUCACCUUCAUUUCAUUUCCCCGUCUGAGGUUUCUUAACCUCACCAACAACUCUAUCCAUGGCGGAUUUCCUUCUCAAAUCGGCGAUCUUUUAAAACUCGACACGCUUGACUUGUCGAAUAAUGAAAUCUCAGAUUCGAUUCCUCAAGAAAUCGGAAAGUUAAGCUCUGCUACUUACAUUGAUUUAUCAAACAAUCGUCUAUCCGGUGUAAUUCCCAAUUCUAUCGGAAACUUGACAGAGCUUUCGGUUCUUUAUCUUGGUCAGAAUCAACUUUCCGGUUCAAUACCUGAAGAUAUCGGAAUGUUAAAGUCGCUCACUGAUUUUCAGUUAUCAUCUAAUUUUCUGACCGGCUCAAUUCCACCUUCUAUAGGGAACUUGUCAAACCUGUCAAUUCUUUAUCUUGACGACAACAAACUCUCCGGUUUCAUACCUCAAGAAAUCGGAAAAUUGAGAUCCUUAAGUGAACUCGCGUUGUUAAACAAUAAUCUGACCGGUUCAAUUCCGUCUUCCAUAGGAAACCUGACGAACCUCGAGAUGCUUAUUCUUUUCAACAACUCACUCUCUGGUUCCAUACCUCAAGAAAUUGGAAAAUUGAAAUCUCUCACUCACCUUGUAUUAUCAUUCAAUUUUUUCACAGGUUCAGUCCCGGCUUCCAUAGGGAGCCUGACAAAUCUAUCAGAACUCUAUUUCGGUAGCAAUAAACUUACUGGAAUACUUCCUUUAGAGCUUAAUAGUCUUACUCAUUUAAAAGCUUUUGAUGCAUUUUCUAAUAAAAUAAGCGGCCGUUUACCUGAAAACGUCUGCCUCGGCGGAAUACUGGUGUAUUUUUCUGUUCAAGACAGUAAUUUCAGCGGUUCAGUACCGAGAACAUUGAAAAAUUGCAGCAGCUUAUGGAGGAUGCAGCUUCAGAAAAAUCAACUCACCGGGAAUAUAUCUGAAGAUUUCGGCGUGUACCCGCUUUUGACCUAUAUGGAUAUCAGUGAUAAUAAAUUUUACGGUGAGCUUUCUUGGAAAUUUGAAGAGUUUCAUAAUUUGUCAACCUUCAGAAUCUCAAACAAUAAUAUAUCUGGUCGAAUUCCAACUCAACUCGUCGAGGCAACCCAAUUGCAGUUACUUGAUCUUUCAUCAAAUCAGUUAGUAGGAGAGAUUCCGAAGGAAUUUGCGAAGUUGAAGCUGAUAAAACUAUCUAUAUAUUAUAUAAUUGAGAGGAUCAACGGAGGCCUCUCAUUGAUUUCUAUAAAAUAGAGCACCCUCAUUGAUUCUCAUCAAAUAGAGCAUUCUCAUUAGUUCCCACCUUUUUUAAAACACUCAUAUUUAUUUAAUUUUAUAAAUCUCUUUUAAUUUACAUUAACUUUCCAACAUGUAUUUCUCUGCAUUACGUUUCUCUGCAUUCCAAACUCUACCAAAUUUCAGCAAACCUCAUUCCAUCUUCAAGCAAAAAUCAGCAAACAAUUCAAGCCCAAAUCAGCUAAAAAAACCAAGGUCAAAUUCUCUGCACUGCAUGUAACUAAAUCAAAGACUUUGCCAAAUUUUAGCGAACCUCAUUCCAUCUUCAAGCAAAAACCAGCAAACAGGUUUUUAUUUAGGGUUUAAAUAUUUUUAGCUGAUGAAAAAUAAUUUGCUUUAUCGUCUUUAGUGAUUUUACUCCCAUAGGUCACUAUAUUCAUAAGAUUGCAAUCUGCAAAAGAGACUUCUGCCGCAACAUUAUUUACAUAUUCAGGACAUCCUUUGGCUCUUUUGUAGCAAUCUGGCCUAUUCUUUUAAUAUGGCACCAAGAAAAAGAAAAAUCAUAGCAACAACCAAUAUAUAUAUACAGGUGAGUAUUAAUUUAUUUUAAUAUAUACUGUCAUUGAAUUGAUACUUAUUAUUCAGUUAAAGUUUUUUUUAAUCUGGAUUUGAUUGCAUGAAUAUAAUACUGAAUUUAUUGAAUAAUUUAGUUUGUAAAUAUAAUGUACCAAUACUUCUAAUUUUAUGACAUGGCCUUGAAGUACAUGUUUGUUGUGUUUGUCCAUAUGACAAGGAAAUUAUUCAGGUAAUUUACGCACUUCCUUUUGAUGCUUUGUAUGUUUAUUAGUAGAAUUUAAAAUAUUACUAUGUGAUUUCAUCGUGGUGUAUCAAUUGUAUCAAUAAAUCUAAAAAGCAGAUCCAAUUUCCUUCAUAAAAUGAAAAGGAGUUUAUGAAAUCAUCCAAAUGAUAUCAAAUAUAGACUACCUUCAAAUUUAUGAAUUUAAAUUUUUGGAUUUCAAGCUUACACAACCAUGAUGUCAAUCCUGUUCUUGAUCCUAACAACAAACAAAAGGUGAUUUAGCAGUUCAUAUCAAAUCUACAGGGUAAAAUCUUUUAAGUAGUUGUUAGUUUACAAAUCUGACAAUCUUUGCUUGCUAAGGCUAUUGUAUGGAGUAUUCGCAGCUGACAAAAACCAACUCAUUUGGACAUUUCUACACCGAGUUAUGAAGUUUUGAAGUUCAAGGUUGUGGAGGCUGAGGGUUGCACGAAUCGUGCAACACCUUGCACGAAUCGUGCAUAAGUAGAGCAGAAGCAGAUUGUUCCCAGAGAUAUUGCACGAUCCGUGCACCCAUGUUAAGUUGGUUUGCACGAUUCGUGCAAAGGCUUAAAGUUAGAAUCGAAAAUCUGAAGAAAAGGACAAGGCUUAUGCACACUUUCUCUUUUGGCCCAACACUCUUUUGUAGGAUGUUUUUAUUUCCCUUUUUGAGAACACUAUAAGUACUACUUUAUGUUUCAAAUUAGGGUAUGAUGCAACAACACUUAUUCUCUACA